Molecule: messenger RNA, 1645 nt
Organism: Pongo pygmaeus (Bornean orangutan)
Lineage: Eukaryota; Metazoa; Chordata; Mammalia; Primates; Hominidae
Gene: PEX11G
Product: peroxisomal biogenesis factor 11 gamma
Exons: 5
Coding region: 15-611 (198 amino acids)
Biological process (GO): peroxisome fission
Cellular component (GO): peroxisomal membrane
Source: RefSeq, a predicted model, not a curated record
GUCACGGAGUUGCCAUGGCGUCGCUGAGCGGCUUGGCGUCGGCGCUGGAGUCGUACAGGGGCCGGGACCGCCUGAUCCGAGUGCUGGGGUACUGCUGCCAGCUGGUUGGUGGGGUUCUGGUUGAACAGGGUCCCCCCAAGUCCGAAGUGGGAACACGUCUGUUGGUGGUGUCCACCCAACUCAGCCACUGCAGGACCAUCUUGCGACUCUUUGAUGACCUGGCCAUGUUUGUCUACACUAAGCAAUACGGCCUAGGGGCACAGGAGGAGGACGCCUUUGUCCGCUGGGUCUCCGUCCUAGGGAACCUGGCCGACCAGCUCUAUUACCCCUGUGAGCACGUCGCCUGGGCGGCUGAUGCCCGGGUCCUCCACGUGGACUCUUCCCGGUGGUGGACGCUGAGUACAACCUUGUGGGCCCUCUCUCUGCUCCUGGGGGUUGCCAGGUCCCUGUGGAUGCUGCUGAAACUGAGACAGAGGCUGCGGAGCCCCAUGGCGCCCUUCACCAGGGUCUUGCUCUGUCGCCCAGGCUGGAGCACAGUGGUGCCAUCUCGGCUCACUGCAACCUCUGCCUCCCAGGCUCAACUGAUCCUCCUUCCUCAGCUUCCCGAGUAGCUGGGACUACAGGCACGUGCCACCACGCCUGGCUAAUUUUGUUAUUUAUUUUUUGGUGGAGAUGGGGUCUUGCCACAUUGGCCAGGCUUAUCAUCACUGUGUCAUCCUGAUAAAGAAAGGCCGGGCAGGCACAGGCCACGCUCCUGGGGUUCCCCCUUCCCUCCACACCUCCCAAAGUGCAUUUGUGCUUUCUGUUUUUCACAAGGAAUCCCCAUCUCUGGGUGUUCAGGACGAGGAGUGAGGCGUGGAUUUGAGGACUUGGACCCGGGUCCCUGCCCUGUUCGUGCUUGGGUCGGUGGGGGGUGAUGCGGACUCAGUCUCUAUGGACGGUCAGGGAGGCCCCUCGGCCCUGCCAGCUCCUCCCACUCACAGGCAGGGGCUCAGGGCUGCCAGGCCACACAGGACAUUCAGGGGCUUGGGAAGGGCAGGCAGGUGUGAGCGUGAGUGUGAGCGGCCCCUCUCUGCCCCACAGCCCGCUGCCCCGGGGCAAGCGGAGGGCCAUGGAGGCACAGAUGCAGUCGGAGGCGCUGUCACUUCUCAGCAACCUGGCCGACCUGGCCAACGCCGUGCACUGGCUGCCCCGGGGCGUGCUGUGGGCCGGCCGCUUCCCGCCGUGGCUGGUGGGCCUCAUGGGCACCAUCUCCUCGAUCCUCAGCAUGUACCAGGCGGCCCAGGCUGGCGGCCAGGCCGAGGCCACUACCCCCUGACGCUACCAGAAGAGCACGGGGACACAGCCAGAGCCCACGGAGGGCCCUUCCCGCAAAGCAGAAGCCACCAGGGCAGGGGCCGGGGCUCUCAUGGAGCUGCCUGUGGUGAAAUCCGUGGGCAGGCUGGGUGGAGGGACUGAUGCGAGGUCCCCCAGGCCUCAGCCUGGAGCUCCCGAGCCGUGACAGUUUUCAGGAGCCAUGGAGGGCUUCAGCAGCACCUCCUGCCUGCCAGCUGGCGUCUUGUAUCCAAAUCAAGAUGAGGAAGAGGGAGCCCAUCGUGCCUUGAGAAAGCUGCAACGGGAAUCAAUUAAACAUUGUGGUGCUGGC